AUGUCGCCGGCUACACUUGAAUCACCCUCUGACAUACAGGGUCUAAGAGAUUUUCGUCGGGCCCUUCCAGUGGUGGAAUUGGAAGCGAACGCGGCUGGCAAACGUCAUUCAUUCCCCAUCACACUAUUAUCCGACAGUUCCCUCGCAGCUCGACGUCUGAGCUUAACAGCGGGAAGAAAGCCUUUACGUUCAUCGCCUUUAGUUGGGCCCUCAAUCUCGCCCCUUGUUAUCAUUGAUGACGCUGACAAUGAGGACGAGACUCCGUCAGAUACCCAACUCGCCAAACCAGAGGUGAUUGUAUUACCCCAACUACCCGCGAAAACUGUGGUUUCAAGACCGAAGUCUCCCGAUUGCAUCGUGCGCGCUCCUAGUCGUCGCGUCUCGAUAGCUUGGGAUACUUCGGUGCCGAAUCCGGGUCAGGAGAGAUUGCGCCGUCCGGAGAGACACAAGUUGAAGCGACCGCGAAGCGCUCUGUCCGAUCCUACAGAUGCCUACAACUUUCCUCGCCCCCAGGAUUUCCUAGCACCCAUGGCUGACGAAAAAUUCUACUAUUGCUCAACACUCCCUACCCUCUCCUCACGCCGACCUCACUCUUUUUACAUAGAUCCAACUGCCAUGUGUAGUGACCCGCCCCAUUUCCAAGAAACCGUACCGGAAUCGCCAUCCGGCUUACCUACGGACAACUCGUGGUACCUUGCAUCUCCUUACGACGUUACACCUCGCUUUACCAGGUUAGGCCUCGCGAAUGUGAUUCUCCCAGUUUCCGCGAAAGCGCAUAGUCGCGGCAAGCCCUCAGUCGUACCUUUACAUCCUUCCCCAUCUUCGAACGCCCUGAAACCCCGAUCUACGAUGCUCAACAAGUUCAUUGGAACCACUGGUUCAACUCGCUCCAGUCUUGUCGAGCAUCCGUCGAGCAGCACAAUAUCAUCGACCGCCGAGUUAGAAUCUGAUGGUGGUCCUCCGACACCUAGCCCCAUGAGCACGACGGACCUUCCGCCACCCAGCUUCGCGAGCAAGGCAGACGUGUCCUCGCACACAUCGAACCACGGUCGACGACAACUCGUUGGCCCGUUUCAGAGCCUCCGCUUCUCUGGAAAGAGAAUCUCCGACAGUUCACAUGAAGCCUUUGAAGUUCAACUGAAAGUCAACCCUGAUAAGCCGAACGCUCUAGUAAAGGUUGAGGAGUUGGUGGAUCAGAUUGAACCUCAGUCCGCCCCCAAGCCUGGGCCUGAGACCAUAUCUAGAGGAGGGACGAUCAGGAAGAUUUGGACGUCGUUGACUGCUGGCUCUAAGAACCGCCUGUGCGAUCUGGGUUCGGGAAAGACGUCUCGCACUGAAGAACACGAAAUGUUGGAAUCUUAG
Molecule: messenger RNA, 1362 nt
Organism: Laccaria bicolor S238N-H82
Lineage: Eukaryota; Fungi; Basidiomycota; Agaricomycetes; Agaricales; Hydnangiaceae
Exons: 3
Coding region: 1-1362 (453 amino acids)
Source: RefSeq, a predicted model, not a curated record